GCCGUCGCCCCCAGCAGCUCGCAGCCGUUCAGUUUGGAUCCAAUGCCAAGCCGGCAGCAGCACGACUCGCUACUAAAGGCCGCCCAGUGCUUGGUGGCGCCCUCCAGCCCCCCUGACGUCUCGGCGAUCUCCGAGCGCUUGGCGGCUCAGAACUUGCAGCUAGAGGCCGAGAUGCAAGAGUUGCAGCGGGUCAUUGAGGCCCAGCAGUUGAACAGUGGGGGCCCGGAUCUCUGGCAGCCCCUUGCUGGGGUCGUCCACGAGUCGCGAAGCAAGCUCCGAAGUUCGAUGCAGCAGCAGCUGCAAAGCUCACAGGAGGCUUUGCAGGACUUGCGGAAGGGCAUCCUGGAGGCAGACGCCUCGCUGCGCGAGGAGCGGCGAAAGCGCCGGGACUGUGCGCGGCAGCUCCGGGAGCGCGAGGGGAAAAAGAGG
This is a messenger RNA of Symbiodinium pilosum, 429 nucleotides long. NCBI's taxonomy places the organism in Eukaryota, Dinophyceae, Suessiales, Symbiodiniaceae. The record is from the annotation of a GenBank genome assembly.